Molecule: messenger RNA, 5346 nt
Organism: Hemicordylus capensis (graceful crag lizard)
Lineage: Eukaryota; Metazoa; Chordata; Lepidosauria; Squamata; Cordylidae
Gene: HDAC6
Product: histone deacetylase 6
Exons: 29
Coding region: 140-3553 (1137 amino acids)
Biological process (GO): chromatin organization
Cellular component (GO): histone deacetylase complex
Molecular function (GO): histone deacetylase activity; zinc ion binding
Source: RefSeq, a predicted model, not a curated record
UUGCUGAUGAUCCAUAAUUGUAUCCUCCAGCGCCCUUGCCGCCUUCUGCCUGCACUCCCCCCUCCUUAGCCUUGCAGAUCCCCGCCUCCCAAACGGGGUGUAUAGGGAGGACUAGAACGAAGGGGCAUCUGUUACCCCUAUGAUGGCUUCUGAUUUGGGCGAUGCUGCAAUAUUGGAGUCCCCCUCUGUGCACCUUUUGGAGACGCGAGCACCUUCGAGAAAAGCGAACAAAAAGGGGGGACUGCCAGAGGCGAAGCGAAAAGGGCGGGCCAAGCGUUUGAACAAAGAUGCGGAGGAGCUGCUCGCAGGCUUGCAGCGAUUGGAUCUCACCACAGAAUGUGCAGUACCCACAGGGACUGGCCUGGUUUGGGAUGAGCGGAUGACAGAAUUUCACUGCCUCUGGGAUGAGAGUUUCGUGGAGUGUCCAGAGCGGUUGGUGGCCACGCGAAACAAAUUGCUGCAACGUGGACUCUUGGAGCGUUGCAUUCCUGUGGCGGCCCAGGCUGUUUCUGAGGAAGAGGUCCUCUUGGCUCACAGUCAGGAGUACCUGGCUCUGAUGAAAUCCACUGAACUGAUGAGCGAGACUGAGCUGAGAUCUCUGUCAGACAUGUAUGAUUCCGUCUACCUACACCCAAAUUCCUACCGCUGUGCCUGCCUGGCUGCUGGUUCCGUUCUGCAUCUUGUGGAGAAGGUGUUGGCUGGGGAGCUCCGUAAUGGACUGGCUGUGGUCAGGCCACCUGGACACCAUGCUCAGCAUGACAAGAUGGAUGGCUACUGCAUGUUCAACAAUGUAGGCAUCGCAGCCCAAUAUGCACGACAGAAACUAGGGGUGGAGCGGGUACUUAUUGUUGAUUGGGAUGUUCAUCAUGGACAAGGCACCCAGUACCUCUUUGAGGACAAUCCCAGCAUCCUUUAUUUCUCCAUUCAUCGCUAUGAAGGAGGCAGCUUCUGGCCUCAUCUUCCAGAAUCUGACAGCCAUGCCGUGGGCCGAGGGCGGGGAGAGGGCUACAGCAUCAAUGUUCCCUGGAAUCAGACAGGAAUGCGGGAUGCUGAUUACUUCUCUGCCUUUCUACAUAUUUUGCUGCCUGUGGCCUUGGAGUUCCAGCCCCAAUUGGUCUUGGUUGCUGCUGGCUUUGACUCCGUCAUUGGUGACCCCAAGGGAGAGAUGGCGGCCACCCCUGCCUGCUUUGCUCACCUGACGCAUCUGCUGAUGCCGCUGGCUGGGGGCAAGCUGGUUCUGGCUCUGGAGGGUGGGUACAAUCUUGAUUCCUUGGCGGAGGGGACCUGUGCAGCCCUCAAGACUCUCCUAGGAGACCCCUGUCCUCUGCUGGAAUCUCCCCUCACUCCAUGUAGCAGUGCCCUCCGCUCUGUGUCCCAGACGCUUGCAGCUCACAGCAAAUAUUGGAAGAACCUAAGGAGAAUCAGUGCAGAUGUGCCCCAAGAGGAUGAAGGAAAGGAGAAUGUAGCUGUGCCUUUGGGCAGCCCUCUGCCAGUAGCUGAGAUCCUGUCCAGGUCAGCAGCUGAACUGAUGCAACCCCUGCCGCUUUCCUGUACAGGACUGGUUUAUGAUGAGAAGAUGACGGAGCAUUACAACAUGUGGGACAGCCAGCAUCCAGAGCUGCCCCAGAGAGUCUCCCGCAUUUUCCAGCGCCACAGGGAGCUACGUCUGACAGAGCGGUGCAGUCGACUCCCGGCCCGGCUGGCUUCUGAAGAGGAGCUGAGGAUGUGCCACAGUCUGGCCUAUGUGGAGACCGUGAAGUCAACAGCCACCAUGAAGCCUCGAGACCUGCAUCGUCAGGGUGACCAGUACAAUUCUAUCUUCAUCUGUGCCAGCUCCUAUGAGUGUGCCCGACUGGCAGCUGGUUCUGCAUUCUGUGCGGUAGAGGCUGUGCUUUCUGGAAAGGUCAGGAAUGCUGUGGCCAUUGUCCGUCCACCUGGACACCAUGCUGAAUCGGACACUGCCUGUGGCUUCUGCUUCUUCAAUUCAGUUGCCUUGGCAGCACGAUACGCACAGCGCCUAGCUGGACGACCUAUGAGGGUAAUGAUACUAGACUGGGAUGUUCACCAUGGCAAUGGGACACAGCACAUGUUUGAAAAUGAUCCCAGCGUCCUGUAUGUCUCCCUCCAUCGCUAUGACAACGGAACCUUUUUCCCCACCUCUGAGGAUGCGGACUAUGAUCGGGUGGGCCAGGGACCUGGUGAGGGCUUCACCCUUAAUGUGCCUUGGAACUGUCCCCGCAUGGGAGACCCCGAGUACCUGGCUGCCUUCCACCAGAUUGUCAUGCCUGUCAGCUAUGAGUUCAAUCCAGAGUUGGUCCUGAUUUCUGCUGGUUUUGAUGCUGCUCGAGGGGACCCGCUGGGUGGAUGUCUUGUGACACCAGAAUGUUAUGCACACAUGACCCAUCUCCUCUUGGGCUUGGCAGGUGGCAAGGUGGCGGUUGUGCUGGAGGGUGGCUACAACCUAGAGUCGAUCUCAGAGUCUAUGGCCAUGUGCACACGCAGCCUCCUGGGGGAUCCUCCACCCCCACUGGGACGCCUCAAGCCUCCCCAUCCCAGUGCCCUGCAGUCUUUAGCCCGUGUUACAGCUGUGCACCGCAAGUAUUGGGCAAGUCUCCGACUGGAAGUGCCUGCCCUUCUGAGGGAAAAGCCCAGGACUCGGGCUGGGAAGGGAACUCCCAUUCCAAAUGAAAUCUCCAUAGACGGCCCCCCUGAGUUGCUUGCAAGUCCUACAGCUCAAUUUAUGGAGACUGUGACUGAGGUGAUCAGAAGCCCCAUGGCCCCAUCUGUGGCUAAUGUGAUUGCAAGCCCCACAGUUCAGCCUGUAGAUGAUGUGGAUGCAAACCUUCCCGUUCCGCCUGUGGUAUCAGUGGAUGAUGCAGUCAUAGCUUUGGGCUCCCUCCAAUUAGAAGAUCACCCCACAGAGGAGAGUGAGACUGCUUCGGGCUCUCUUUCUUCUGACUCCAGUUCAGUGGGUGGGGCCAGACAGAAGGUCAGAUGCUCUCCUGACAAGACUGAACCAGCAGAGCCCACUCAGAGCAGAGACACGUCAACAGGGAAUUCCUCUGGUGAAGCAGAGUCUCCCAGCAAAGAAACGGAGGUGAGCCCACCAGCUUUCCAGCCUUCUCCAACUGAGAUUAUUCUGCUUGAUGAAGCCACAGGAGGCUGUUCUUCCUUCUGUGAACUACCUGGAAAAGAUCUGUCGGAUGGCGGGCUGUUUUAUGCCGUGACGCCUCUACCGUGGUGCCCUCACCUUGACUUGGUGCUACCUGUACCUCCAUCUGGCUUGAAUGUAUGGGAGCCCUGUGCAGAAUGUGGCAGCCAAACUGAGAACUGGGUCUGUCUGCUUUGCUACAAGGUUGGUUGUGGCCGCUAUAUCAAUCAGCACAUGAUAACUCACAACUUGGAAUCUGGGCAUCCACUGGCGCUCAGUUUUGCGGACCUCUCUGUCUGGUGCUAUGUAUGCCAAGCCUACGUCCAUCACCCGGCUCUCUUUGAAGCCAAGAGUCAGGCUCACAAGAUGAAGUUUGGAAUGGAUAUGGCUGUACCUUCCUAAUAUGACUCCAUCCUUUCCAGGAAGGGGCUAAUAAUGAAUGCAGCACAAUCUACCACCCAAUCAUUUGACCUCAGUGAACUGAACCUGAUGCUUAAAGGGCUCUUUGACGUGCCAAAAAUAGUCAACAAUCAUCAAUGCAAUACCACCAGCAGCCAUGAAUCGAACACCAGCAACCUCAUUGCUUCCACUAGGACCAAGAACAUUCUCUUCUCUUUCCCUCCUCUCCACCAGUUUGGUGGGUGUUGUGGGUGGGUGUCUGUGUCAAUAAGACAAUGUUUCAUCACUGGUUACAAUUAAACAGCCUGUUUGGGGGAUAUUUACACUUCCAAAUCAGAGGGAGUUUGUUUCCCCCAAUGUUGAAACAGUAUCAAUGCAACUUUUUUCAUAAGGUGGGGUGAAUGUCUGAGUUCCAGUGGCUGAUGCCACAUGUCAUUCUCCCCGCAAAAUCAUUUUAUAUUUUACCGUAUCACUCCUUCCUCUCAUUAUAAUGGCUUUGAAUUCAGGUUGGAAAAACCCAUGCUGAAUUUGCUGAUGGGGUGUGUGGCGAAAUUGGGAUGUGUUCUUUCUUUUUCUCCCCUGCUCUGCCAUUAAUCAAGAAUGAUCUGGAACUAGUUGAGACGGAAGCAUGCUUUUUGAUGUAUAAGAUGGAAGUGUUUGGUUUGCUGAUUCAAAGUUUCUGUGAAAUUUGGUCCUGCAUGCAGCAGGGAAAGUUCAAGGGGCUUGAGAGAAUGGGAUAAGGAGUCCUUCUUCUAGAUUAUGGGGACAGAGGAGUGGGUUCUGAAAGAGAACCGUCCAGGUUACCCUCUGACCAUGACAAAGACCUUAAAUCAUGAUUCUAAGGAUAAAUUCUUGUACUUCUGUCACUGUCCAGGGACUCAAAACCCUAUAUGAAUAUGAGUGGUAUCUGAGAGAGAAAACUCCCCUGUAAGGCAUGGUGGCCCUAACCUCCUUGGUGGGCCUGCUCUUUUCCCAGGCACUUGCACCAAUCUGCUUCAGAUGGCCCCAUUUCAUAUGGGAGGUGCUUUACUCACUCCUUGCACCCUGCAUAAUUUGCGUCUUGCACAGUUGGUCAGGACAGCAAGCAGCCGUGCUGCAGAAAAGAGCAGAGAGUUGAGCUGUAACAGCCAUGACAUCCCAGAGUGGGAAAUGUUUGUCGGAGUUUUCUUGUUAACCAGAGAGCAGGAUUGACUCUUCCAGCUGUCAAGUGGGAGCCCUGCCAUGGGCAGUGAUGGGAUGGGGGUGAGGGGGUAGCCUUUGGCCACUGUGUGUUCCUGCAGUGUCCUAAGGCCAGUCCUCUUGUUUAUUCCAAAAGCAGAGAAAGGACUUGGAUAUAGUGUUAGGGUUCCUAGGCAACCCUGUCUGAUGCAUUGUGGUUGGAAGCACCCGCUGAUGGCUUCCCAGCAACCACAGACUGAUCCUUUACCUGUCUCUCAUCUGGAACCAAUAAACCUGAAUAAGGGCAGGGCUGAAGUGACCAGUGUCUCUAACAAGGUAAGAGAAAGGAUGGGGAAUGGUUUUAUUGGAAAAGGAACUGUGGGUGAGAGUGGCGGGCAGGGGUCAUGUUGCCAGGGCUGGCCCUGGUAUAGUGACCGGAUGGAUAUAGAAGGCUAAACUUGUACAAGCACCGUGAUAUGAAAGGGGUGGGGUGGAGGUGGGGUGAACGGGUGGGCACCGGACUUUUCAAAGGGAGGCAUUCGUUACGUUGUAGCCUCCCCAAACUUUCCUCUGCAUUUGUUUUUCUGCUUGGUUUUGUAAUCUUUCUAAUUAUUCAAAUAAAGUGUUGCUGUAGCGUA